This is a messenger RNA of Anopheles marshallii, 510 nucleotides long. RefSeq lists its product as uncharacterized. Bases 1 to 510 code for a protein of 169 amino acids. NCBI's taxonomy places the organism in Eukaryota, Metazoa, Arthropoda, Insecta, Diptera, Culicidae. The transcript has a single exon. The record is from RefSeq and is a predicted model, not a curated record.
AUGGUUGGCGACAAUGAGCUUCUGUUUCCAGAGUUUAAACAUUCACUAGGGCGCUGCUUGCAAGUAAGCGUACAGUGUGGCGAAAAGGAGUUGAGCAUAAGCAUCAGCUGUCUGAACGGACGUAUAGUUCAGUCCUACACGCCUAAGAUAUACUCAGCUUUAACAUACAUCAGUUAUGAGUUUACAACGACAAAGAAUGGGCACCAGUCAUUUGAGCUUUUUGUAUGCGACAGUAACAACUACCGACACGGAUGGAUUGUUGUGAAUCAGGAGCCGAAGUUUGUGGAUUCGCCAACCAUCAGUUGGUCUCGAUUAACUUUUUACCAAGAAUGUGCGUGCAAUUUUCGGAUCGAGUUUAAAAUUCUAUAUACAGAUCCUCCAGUUGUUCCGCGUAAUCGCAAGAAAAUUGAUCAUAAUGAAUGGAAAGAAAAAUCGUUCUGGAUACCAACGGGGGUAGUGGUAAUUGCGCUCAGUAUCUUAGUGCUGUGUGUUAUUUGUUCUUACUUUUAG